This is a messenger RNA of Botrytis byssoidea, 1426 nucleotides long. RefSeq lists its product as uncharacterized. The transcript is spliced from 2 exons. NCBI's taxonomy places the organism in Eukaryota, Fungi, Ascomycota, Leotiomycetes, Helotiales, Sclerotiniaceae. Gene Ontology annotation, molecular function: phosphatase activity. The coding region runs from base 229 to 1053 and encodes 274 amino acids. The record is from RefSeq and is a predicted model, not a curated record.
AUCUGUUGUCUUCAAGUGACUGUCUUUUUUGUGUUACUGGACUGGUAAAGUUUAGUAUCCUGAAAUUUCUUAUCGCCUCAGGAAAAAUACAACCUGCAAAGAGAGCAAGACUCAAAGGUGGUUUGCAAAAUUUUCACCCGAUUUCAGAUUGGCAACUGCAAACAACAAUAAGAAGACUACUGUGUCACGUUCUACGAUACUACAACCGCCCUAGAGUCUAUACCAAUCAUGAGCGUCAAAACUGAAUCCCCUCCCAUCCGAGCAUGUCUCUUCGACAUGGACGGUCUCCUGAUAAACACCGAAGACAUGUACACCCUAUGCGCGAACCAUGUUCUUGCCAAAUACAACCGUCCUCCCCUCCCUUGGUCCAUCAAAGCCAAACUCAUGGGCGUCCCCGGCGGGUCCACCAGUUCCGUCUUCAUAGAUUGGGCCCAACUACCUAUUUCCAAAGAACAAUACGCAUUAGAGCAACGCGAACAGCAAAAGCUUCAUUUUCCCUCCUGUAAACCUCUACCUGGUGUUGAAAAGUUGCUCAAGGAUUUGAGUACGGCACGUGAUGUUGAGGGGAAUAAAGUACACAUAGCAUUGGCUACGAGUAGUGAGAAAUACAACUUUGGGUUAAAGACUAGUAAAGAGGAGACUAGGAGUUUGCUUGAGGUUUUUGGAGAAGGGAGAAGGGUCCUGGGAGAUGAUCCGAGAGUGGAGAAGGGGAGGGGAAAGCCUGCGCCUGAUAUUUAUUUGUUGGCUUUGAGGCUGAUUAAUGAUAGUUUGGGGGAGAACGAGAGGCCAAUUCAACCAGAGGAGUGUCUUGUAUUUGAGGAUUCGGUGCCGGGUGUAGAGGCGGGAAGGAGAGCCGGGAUGAAAGUUGUUUGGGUUCCCCAUGAGGGAUUACUUGCAGAGUAUGAAGGACAGGAGAAAAAGGUGUUGGCUGGGAGAAUGGGUAUGAUGGUUGGAAAUGAAGAGCAAUUGGGUGAAAUUGAUGACGGUUGGGGCCAGCUUCUUCCCAGCUUGGAAGAUUUUCCUUAUGAGACAUAUGGUAUUGUCAUUUCGUAGACGUUACCAUCCCUUCGAAUUUGGAACCUUGAUUCAUCGAGCUAGACUUAUUAUGCGUAGUAUCCUCCAUGCACAAAGAAGUUUCAUUCAAAACGAACAUUAAAGCUUAGGAAGCUCGACUUAAAAGAUUUGACUACUGGUAGAUUAUUUCUUAUAGAAAACGGCACUUUAUUGGUUCAAAGCAUUGUUCAACACAAUGCUAUCUCAUGUACAAUUACUCCGUGGCCACACAUCCAAAAUAAUGGUCGAGCACACAUUCAACAUAAUGAUCGAGACUAGCGCUUCCUGUAUAUUCUAGAGCUGCCCUAAAUAUACGGAUCUAAGCAUCCACAGUAAGCAAUGGCCAUAAGCCUUACUUGUCUCAUUCUCUAUC